AUUUUUUUCGAAUCAAACAAAAAAAAACAACCAAGCUCUUCUUAUAUUCCGAUCUUUGUGCUCAGCCCUAAAACCCCGAAUCAGAAAAACCUCACCACCAUCAACAAUGGCAGCAACCCACUCCCUCCUUGGCCGUUCACAGGCCCUCCGUCCAAAUUCUUCCGGCCACCGUCUGCCGGUUUCCUUCCUCGUUCUCUUUCUCACUUUCGUCAUUGUAUGUAUUUCUCUCUUUUGUCCUCUCUCUGAUCUGCGUUACCAGAGCCCAAACUCCUAUCCUAACACUUUCAACGCCGAUGACCAUAUCAAUCCGAUCCCGUGGAGUUCAAUGAACCAGACCCAGAAAGCCAGAGUUCAAACGUACCUCAGCAACCAGACUGAGGUGGCUUUUACUAUCAUGAAGCAGCUGUCUUUGACUACUAAAGCCAAGAACAAAAAUAUGGUGUACUCGCCACUAUCCAUCCACAUGGUUCUCAGCCUUUUAGCGGCCGGGUCAAACGGCCCUACACAGGACCAGUUGCUCACCUUCCUCAGGUCCAAGUCCACCCAAGAGCUCAACUAUCUAGCCUCCACUCUCAUGCCUCUGUUCUUCGCGAAAGAAUCACCAAAUGGCGGGCCUAGCUUGUCAUUCACCAAUGGCGCUUGGGUAGACAAGUCUCUUCCCGUCAAGCCUUCUUUCAAACGGAUAGUGGACACUGCUUACAGGGCUGCCUUAAAGCAAGUCGAUUUCAAGGGCAAGUCAGAUGAAGUUAGAAUGGAAGUGAAUUCAUGGGCCGAGAAGGAGACUAAUGGUCGCAUCAAAGAUAUUCUUGCUUCUGGCUCAGUUGACAGCCUAACGAGACUCAUUCUCGCAAAUGCAUUAUACUUCAAAGGAGAUUGGAAGGACAGAUUUGACGCAUUAGGAACAAAAGAGUAUGAUUUUCACCUUCUCAAUGGGAACUCAGUUAAGGCUCCUUUUAUGACAGAGUGGAUAACAAGUUGGGGAAGGCGGUAUAUAAGUGUUUUUGACAGUUUCAAAGUUUUGAAACUCCCUUACAAACAAGGUGAAGAUCGUGAGAAGUGUUUCUCCAUGUAUGUCUUCCUUCCGAAUGAAAGAGAUGGGUUGCCAGCUUUAGUUGAGAGAUUUUCUUCCGAGUCUGGGUUCUUAGAUCGGCAUCUUCCUCGCAAAACAGUUGAAGUUGGUGCCUUUAAAAUGCCAAAGUUCACGUAUUCUUGUAGAUUUGAAGCUUCCAAAGUUCUGAAAACUUUAGGGUUGGAGUUGCCUUUUGUUCCUGGAGGUUUGACAGAGAUGGUGGACUCACCUAUGAUUGAUAGCCUAUAUGUUUCCCACAUACAACAUGGAUCAUUCAUUGAUGUUAAUGAGGACGGUACAGAAGCUGCUGCUGUUACGGUUGCUGUUCAAACGGGUUCAACUUGGAGUCAGGAGAAGAGGAUAGACUUUGUGGCAGAUCAUCCCUUCCUUUUUCUUAUCAGAGAAGAAACCACUGGAUCGGUGCUGUUCAUUGGGCAAGUCCUCAAUCCAAUUGAAAACUGACUUAUUAUGUGUUAGAAUUUAACAGAACUCAGCAAACGUUGUACUUGAGUUUCACUACUUUACAACAACUAUCUUAUCCCUUAUAUCGAAGCACUCGGCCACCUAGGUUUCUUGAGUUUAUUCGUGGACUCAGCGAUGGCCGCCUACAGCGAGAAUUCUCACCUCCCGUUCCUUGGUGGUUUGAUUAUUGGCUCUUGGCUUCCUUGUUGACAACCAAUCUCCUAUAUGGUGGUUUUGAUCAGUGAUGAAAUGUGAUGGUCUCGUCUAGUGGUAAUGGGUAGAAUCCAAAAAAAAAAAACAGGUCUUGGAUCAAGGUUCUCACCGAAACUGAAUUAAUGAAGCACCAAUGACGGAUAAUAGUAUCAAAUACUAAGCCUGAAUAGGUUUCUCUAAGCAUUUAUUCAGCAUUAUGUGGUGUACUAUCAAAUUUAUUAAGAUCUUUUUUCAGUGACGCUCACGUUAA
This is a messenger RNA of Rosa chinensis, 1994 nucleotides long. Its product is annotated as serpin-ZX. The record is from RefSeq and is a predicted model, not a curated record. NCBI's taxonomy places the organism in Eukaryota, Viridiplantae, Streptophyta, Magnoliopsida, Rosales, Rosaceae. Gene Ontology annotation, molecular function: serine-type endopeptidase inhibitor activity. The transcript has 2 exons. Bases 107 to 1531 code for a protein of 474 amino acids.